UAAAAAACUAAAUAGAUUAAUUUUGGACAAAUUAUAAAUUGAAUAUAGCAGUGACGAUUGUCUGUAUUUUUUUUGAGGGAUUCAAACUUGUAUAUAUCUGGCUGGAUACAAUGACCUUCAUUUCGACUUGAUGAAAAAAAUAAUAAUUUCUAGACUACUUUGUAUUUUUCAUUUUUAUUUUUGAGUGAGUCAUUGCUAAAGAUUUGAGAUUCAAGAGUAUUAUUAGAAUUUUUUUUUUAACCCGACCGUUGUCUUUGCUCUAAAAAAAAAUAACAAUUUUUUUUAACCCGACCGUGACUAUGUAAAAUUUAGUCCUGCAUUUUUGCUGCUUAAAAUGACCGUGUUCAGUCAAAAUUUCAACUAUCAAAAUUAAUUAAUUUUAGUUUACACGAAAAUUUUGAUAAGUAUAUUUUAAUAAUAGCAUUAUUUACCCUAAUUUUUAUUUUUAUAUUUUGUAUUUUCAUUGUUGCUAGUUUAUUUCUUAUCUCUUAAAUCUUACGUCAAUUCAAGAGUGACGAAGAACAGCACUCAGCUCUGGGUCUGAUCCUGCCGGCAACUCAUCUCCGCCGUCCGCCAUCCACAAUCGCCGGCCUCCUUCCUCCACUACAGGAGGCAUGGAAACGACGAGCAUCCAGGGGAGUAGUAGCAUCAUGUGGUUCUUCAAAGACAGAGGUUUCAAUGACAGAAACAUUCAAGAAAUGUCUCAAAAGUGCAAGCACCUUGAGAGCUUGCACCGCGAGAAAGCCUCUGAAACUUGGGAUUACCUGAAAAGCAUCGGCAUCCACGAGCGUAAGCUCCCUUACAUCAUCGGAAAGUGUCCCAAAAUCCUCACCCUCGACUUGCAAGGCAAACUUAUUCCCAUGGUUCAGUGCCUCGGAUCCUUAGGAACGAAACCAAACGAGGUAGCUUCCGCCAUAACCAAAUUCCCGCACAUUCUCCUGCAUAGAUUGGAAGAGAAGCUUUGCCCGCUACUCGCCUUUUUCGAAUCCCUCGGAGCCCCCGAAAAACUCCUAGGAAAGAUGAUUCUACUGAACCCCAGAAUCGUGAGCUACAGCAUCGAGUUCAAACUUUCCCGGACAGUCGAUUUUCUCGCCAGCCUCGGCCUGUCCAAAGACGGGGUGAUCGGAAAAGUCCUGGUCAAGCAUCCCUUCAUUAUGGGCUAUAAUGUCGACAAACGCCUCUACCCGACUUCCCAAUUUCUCAAAUCUCUAGGCCUAACCGAGCCGCAACUCCAGAAGGUAGCCAUGAAUUUUCCGGAAGUUCUUUGCCGGGACGCGGACAAGUCCCUAAGACCUAACGUUAUGUACCUAAGAUCUUGCGGAUUGGAUUCGGGACAGAUUGCGGAAAUAGUUUCGGGUUUUCCUCCGGUUUUGAUCAAGAGCGUGGGGAAUUCGUUGAAACCGAGAGUCAAGUUCUUGGAGGAGGUGAUGGGGAGACGAAUCGACGAGGUUGUCGAGUAUCCGGAGUUCUUCAGACAUGGGCUGAAGAAGAGGUUGGAGUUGAGGCAGAAAUUGUUGGGACAGAAGAGCAUUCGAUGUGGUCUGAGUGAAAUGUUGGAGUGUAAUCACAACAAGUUUCUAUUGAAAUUUGGACUUCACUGAGAAACUUCUUUUCAGCUAUAACUUUCUGGCGGAGGGUAUAAAUGUCAUUUCAGGGCAGCCAUGCCCACCAACAGAGCACAAAUACAAUACGAAGAAAGUCAAAUACAGAGUUAGUCGGCCAUUUGUCAUGGAAUCGCGUCAACUUCGUACGCUCCCCAUCAACGGAAUCGCCCAAUUUUUCUGAUUUUCAAUCCUCCGUUCCACCCAGGAGAUAAUUCGAGGACGAAUUGUUCGUUGUUGGAUGCCAAUUCAGUGAUUGGCAGCCGUUCCCGACGAUCUGAAUCAUCUUAUUUAUGCAUUUUUCACCGACCAGGAUCGUCUUCCUCUUCCCGAAGAAUUGAUUACUAAUAAAGCGCCAUGAGUCUCUUCGGCCUCGGAAGG
Andrographis paniculata is the source of this 1982-nucleotide messenger RNA. Its product is annotated as transcription termination factor MTERF6, chloroplastic/mitochondrial. The record is from RefSeq and is a predicted model, not a curated record. NCBI's taxonomy places the organism in Eukaryota, Viridiplantae, Streptophyta, Magnoliopsida, Lamiales, Acanthaceae. Gene Ontology annotation, biological process: regulation of DNA-templated transcription. The coding region runs from base 615 to 1601 and encodes 328 amino acids. Gene Ontology annotation, molecular function: double-stranded DNA binding. The transcript has 3 exons.